GUGCGUAAAUGUAUUAGUCACUCGUGCGCCCUCGUCAGUACGCGUCGUGUGCAUAGAGCGCAGUGAGACAUCGCUUGUUCUUUUUACCGAUCGAUCGCCUUUCCGAGUUUUUCCAACUAUGGAUCGUCAAGUUCAGAGGAGUUUUUGCGGUGUUCAGAGUGUUUUGGAGGAGAUAAUGAGAAGCAGCGACGAGGAGCAGCAAAGGGAUGCCGAGACAUGUUUCUCAGACAAGGAGAGCACGGCGACGAGUGUCGAUUCUGCCCAGGAAGACAUGUUUGUUGAUGGACUCGAUCCCGUUUUAGAUCGAAAUAGGCCUUCAGACACCGAUGAGGACUGGAAUCCGGAGACCAGUCCUGUACGACGGAAGAGAAGACGGCAGUCAUCUUCAUCAUCUUCAUCAUCUCCAGCUCCAUCUUCUGUAACUAUGAGAGGGAGAGGGAGAGGGAGAGGAAGAGGAAGGUGGAGGGGGAGAGGGAGAGGGAGGGGGAGAAGGAGCAGAUGCCAGUCAGUGUCUGAUGUGUCCCCUGGCACCUCACAUGCAAGAUGGAAGGAUAUGGAUGAAGAUGACAGUGGGCCUCCCCAGCCCGUGUUUAGGCCUGCUCGUGAACCUGGGCCACAGUUGGUGACAACUGACAGAUACUCACCGCUGCAGUUGUUCCAGCUUUUUUUUACUCCAUCUGUGUUGCAGACCAUCAUGCAACACUCUAAUGCCUAUGCCACCAAACAACGCCAGGGAACAGACAAGUCAUGGAAAAACAUCUCUGUGGAAGACCUGAAGUCUUACCUGGCGCUUGUGAUUUUCAUGGGUCUCUUGAAGGUUUGUGCUUUGACAGACUAUUGGAGGAGGUCUGACGUGUACAGUGUUCCCCUUCCUACAAGGAUCAUGUCCUGUAGGAAGUUUCUGAACAUCGCUAAUGCUCUUCAUCUUAGCGAUCCUGUGGAUGACGAAGCAAAUGAAGGCAGGAAGGGAACCGCAGCCUAUGACCGCUUGGGGAAGAUCAAGCCUUUGUAUGACAACAUCAGGGAUGCCUGCAGAGCGUUUUAUCAUCCUGGUCAAAACAUCUCCAUAGAUGAAAGGAUGGUGGCAUCCAAGGCGAGGUCUGGACUCAAGCAGUACAUGAAGAACAAACCCACUAAAUGGGGCUACAAGCUUUUUGUUUUGGCAGAUUCCCAGUGUGGUUACACAUCAGAGUUCUUUGUGUACGAAGGUAAGCGCAUGUCAUCGCCGAAUGGGCUGAGCUAUGAGUCUGUCAUGGCACUCAUAGAUGAAAAGUAUCUGGGCACUGGUUAUAAGCUGUACGUGGACAACUUUUACACCAGUCCCAAGCUUUUCAGAGACCUCCUCUCUAAGAGGAUUUAUGCAUGUGGCACCAUCCGUCCAAACAGGAUUGGUUUUCCAAAAAUGGCCACCAAUAAGCUGCCACAGGAUGCUCCACGAGGGUCAAUGCGAUGGAUCAGAGAGGACGACCUGCUGUUUGUGGAAUGGAAAGACACCAGGGAAGUGCUGAUGUGCUCCACUUUCCACAAAGCAUAUGGAGGUGACAUAGUGGAAAGGAAGAGCAAGGACAAUGAUGGGCAGUGGUCUACUGUGCAUGUGCCAAUCCCUGGUGCUGUGCUGGACUACAACAGGUUCAUGGGGGGAGUGGACCUGUCAGAUGCCCUCAUUUGUUACUACAAAGUGCUUCACAAGACACGGAAGUGGUACCGAACCUUCUUUUAUCACUUUGUCGACAUCGCUGUUGUCAAUGCCUUCAUUUUGCAUCAAAAACUGGCCAGAGCAAAGAAGGAAAGACCCCUGACCCAGAAAGCAUUCAGGGAAACGCUUGUUAUGGAACUUGCAGGUUUAGAAUCAGGUGCUUCUCCAAUCCCAACUCCAUCUACCAUCUGCCACAAUCCCAAGUACAUCUCGGGUGACAGCACUUCUGGACGACGAAAAUGCAGAGUUUGCCAUCAGAAGACGCCAGUCAUGUGUGCAACAUGUGAGGUGCCACUGUGUUUCCUUCCAAAACGGGACUGCUACAAUGACUGGCAUCGGAGGGAGGGGAAAUAUUGAUUAGUGUGUUGUUUGUAGUCUGUCAUGUUCCAUUUUUAUUUGCACUUUAUAUUGUUCAAAGUGUUCAAAACUAAUAGUUGUUCAAGAUUUUUUUCCAAGUUUAGGUGGAGUUCAGACCCUGAGACCCAGUUCCAAGGAGGUGUGGAUUGAUGAACAACAAUACACAUCCAUGUGUAUCUUCUGUGAAAAUGUGACAGGCUGGCAUGAGGCAGUAUACUCACACACACACACAUUUAUACACGUUUUACAGAGUUGAUUUGUUUUACUUACACACUUUUUCUGUCUCCGUUUCCUUUUUUUUGCCGUGGGUUUCUUCUGAGUCUGGGUUGUUGAAGAAAAUGUGGCACGAGGUAGUAUUAUUGGAUGUCUUCUGAGUCUGCACUUUUGAACAACACGUAAAAUGCUGACAUGAGGCAGUACUAGCAUCUUUGGUUUCCAGUUGGAUAGACAGCCAACCUUUGUAUUGUCUUUAGUGUAAAUAGUUGCAUUGUUGAACAAACAUUAAAAUUAAAAUUUUGCUGUUAAAAUUUUUAAAUAAAUUUUUUUGAAUUCUUCAA
Danio rerio (zebrafish) is the source of this 2610-nucleotide messenger RNA. Lineage: Eukaryota; Metazoa; Chordata; Actinopteri; Cypriniformes; Danionidae. The record is from RefSeq and is a predicted model, not a curated record.